AUGAGCCUGCAGGCAAUUAAGUACACCAAUGGCAGUCUUGCCAUACUUGACCAGCUGCAGCUCCCAUACGUGGAGAGAUAUUUCACAAUACAGACAUGUGAAGAGGGCUGGCAUGCAAUCAAGGAGAUGCGUGUGCGAGGGGCUCCUGCUAUUGCUAUCGUGGCGGCCCUCUCACUUGCAUCUGAACUUAAUAAUCUGAUAACAAACAAUAAAUUACCAUCCCAAGCACCAGACACACGGGCACUCAUCACUGAGAAAUUACGAUAUCUUGUGGAAAGCAGGCCGACUGCAGUUAAUCUGAGUGAUGCUGCACGAAAACUUGAGGCCGUAGUGACGGAGCAUGCCCAGGAAGUGGGAUCAACAGGCCAUAGUGUUGCAUCCUCGUAUAUCAGGGCAGCAGAGCACAUGCUAGCAAAAGAUGUGGAUGAUAAUAUGAAAAUUGGCCAACAUGGCUCAGAUUGGAUUGCAGCUAAUGCAAUCGCUAUUCCUGGAAGCAAGGCUACGGUUCUUACCCAUUGCAACACGGGCUCUCUUGCAACAUCGGGCUAUGGGACAGCAUUGGGUGUUAUACGUGCACUAGCAUCAGCUAAUAUGCUGCAACAUGCAUACUGCACCGAAACAAGGCCAUACAACCAAGGCUCUCGUCUGACUGCAUUUGAACUAGUCCAUGACCAUCUCCCUGCCACCCUAAUUACAGACUCAAUGGCAGGUGCAUUACUUGCAAAGGUUGAAGCAAACUUGAAUGCAGUUAUUGUAGGGGCAGAUAGGGUAGCAGCAAACGGUGACACAGCUAAUAAAAUAGGCACAUAUAGUCUCGCAGUCCUUGCGAGGUACCAUGGAGUGAAAUUUCUCGUCGCCGCGCCCCUUACGACCAUUGACUUCAGUACCAAAUCGGGCAAUGACAUUAUCAUUGAAGAACGGCCCGCUGUUGAGGUGUCUAGGGUUAGAGGUCUUAGUGAAGAAAGUGGGACUAUGGAGGGGCAGAGGUUGAAGACAGUAUGCGUAGCAGCAGAGGGAAUUAACAUUUGGAACCCAGCAUUUGAUAUCACUCCUUGCAAGCUUAUUGACGGUAUCAUAACCGAGAAAGGUGUCAUAGAAAAGGGCAAUGACGGUGAAUUUCACAUGGAAGAUUUGUUCUAA
Aspergillus tanneri is the source of this 1140-nucleotide messenger RNA. It is a transcript of the gene MRI1, whose product is annotated as S-methyl-5-thioribose-1-phosphate isomerase. Bases 1 to 1140 code for a protein of 379 amino acids. The record is from RefSeq and is a predicted model, not a curated record. Lineage: Eukaryota; Fungi; Ascomycota; Eurotiomycetes; Eurotiales; Aspergillaceae. The transcript is spliced from 2 exons. Gene Ontology annotation, molecular function: S-methyl-5-thioribose-1-phosphate isomerase activity.